Molecule: messenger RNA, 3205 nt
Organism: Zootermopsis nevadensis
Lineage: Eukaryota; Metazoa; Arthropoda; Insecta; Blattodea; Termopsidae
Gene: Rap1
Product: RAS oncogene family member Rap1
Biological process (GO): Rap protein signal transduction
Cellular component (GO): membrane
Molecular function (GO): GTP binding; GTPase activity
Source: RefSeq, a predicted model, not a curated record
AGAUUUACUUAAUUUAGAGGUAUUUGUCAUAUGCACAGUCUUUUUCUGAAAUUGAGAGCCCAGAAAGUUAAUUUACAAUAAUGAGGACGAGAAUGUCGUACCGGUUUUAUUAAGAGCAAAGAAUUACUGGUGUUGAAGACAUGGCGGUGUAAUCAGUGUGAUAAAGGGGAGUCCAAUGUUUCAAGCAAACAACUUAAGUUGAAACCCUUGCCAACGGAGUAGGAUAAGACCUUGGAAGAUCGAGCGGGAAAGGGCUUUGCUGUCGAGAAUGCGCGAGUACAAGAUUGUGGUCCUGGGAAGUGGAGGCGUAGGAAAAUCAGCUCUUACUGUCCAGUUUGUGCAGGGCAUCUUUGUCGAGAAAUAUGAUCCUACUAUUGAGGACAGCUACAGGAAGCAAGUUGAAGUGGACGGGCAGCAAUGUAUGCUUGAAAUUCUAGACACGGCAGGCACGGAACAAUUUACAGCAAUGAGGGAUUUAUACAUGAAAAAUGGUCAGGGAUUUGUCCUAGUGUAUUCCAUCACAGCACAAUCAACAUUUAAUGAUUUACAAGACUUAAGGGAACAAAUUUUGCGGGUUAAGGAUACAGAAGAUGUACCGAUGGUGUUGGUGGGAAAUAAGUGCGAUUUGGAAGACGAACGAGUGGUAGGCAAGGACCAGGGGGCAAACCUGGCACGGCAAUUCAGCUGCGCCUUCAUGGAAACAUCUGCCAAAGCCAAAAUUAAUGUAAAUGAUAUAUUUUAUGAUUUAGUGCGACAAAUUAACAAGAAGUCACCAGAGAAGAAGCCAAAACAAAAAAAGAAGUCCCUUUGUGUUCUUCUAUAAGAAAGACCAAGUGGCGCAUGUGGUGCCAACCCAAACUGUACAUAACAUAAUGUUGUGGCCUGGCACCGACAGGAUGAGGGGUGGGGAAGGAAAGGGCUUCCCCAGCCCACAGUUAUCUUAUUAAAAUGAAUGAAUCCGUGGUCACGUUGUUUUCCCAAGAGCCUGUCGAACUGCUAGCAUUGGCCCAAGCCGGUAUUGGGCGUCGUCGUAGUCCCGAGAGCAUGUUGUGAGAAACGACACAGGAAGUGCACGAGGAUCUGGCAGCGAGCGUACGUGCCAUUCUUUGUGCCGAGGCGUCGACUCUGGAGGCCCACCACGAAGACCAGUGGCAUUUUGCUACAUGUGGGCAGAUCCUCCUCUCUGUUUGGAAAAUUCUGCACGACACCGUGACAGGACUCGAAGAUCUCACUAGUUGAAAGAAAACAAAACAAGAAUAAACAGCUAAAAAAAGUUUGUAGUGAAACUACUCUUUUUUCAGUCUGUGGCCUUAAUACUUUGUGUACUGAGUCCUCCCACCCCUGUGUCCCCUUUCAUGCCCCCUCCAUGGAAGACCAAGGUCCAGAUCAGUUGGCUUGACGCACGCCACUUCCACCGGGCCUUCGUUUUUUUAUCGGACGCCACCGGUCUGCCCGAGCCGUUCCAUCUCCGCGGCUCCUCCGGACUGGAUGGAACGGAAACAAACUGACCAACCAAGUGACUAAAUGUCAUUCAUAUCUCAUUCAAUGUAAAGCUGCCACGGUCUCUUUGUAAAUUUGUGCAGAAAACAAAAAUAACCACAAAAAAAAGGAAAGAAAGUAAACAGUUAUUAUGGUGAUAGUGUUUCCUACUUUUUAUCUGGAAAUGUAGAGCAGUUUAUUCACAUAAUUCAGCAAAUGUUGUAACCCCCUAGUUUUCCUUCCACUUCUCACCAGAGUAAUGAAAAAAUAGUAAUUAUUGCAUAUAGAUAAUUUGUUUUUGAGUGUCAUAUUAGUUGUUAUGUAAAAUGUAUGUAUUUUGCCUUGUUGCUGAUUGGCUAUUGUAAUGAAUAUAGUUUUUGUCUCUUGCAAUCCUGUCGGCCUCCCCCUUCCAGAUGUAAUUUUGAAGAUAACUAUUUUGCCGCCGUCACGCGCGCGCUCUGAUAGCAGUACAAAUGAGGAAGGAAAACUGGAGCUUGCGGAAGCCCCGACGCGUGGCCAGACGAAAGACAAAGUGGGAAAUGAAAGAAUUUUGUCCUCUCUCUUCAUGCAAGCUGCUGUGCUUGAGGUAUUUAAAAAGACCUGGCUUUUAUUAUGUAACAUAUUUUUGUAUAUUUUUAUGUGGUUGUGUUCCUGUGUCGGACAUCAUGAUUAAAAAUGUGCAGGUGCAUAGUUGGCAAUACAACAGAUUAAGAAUGCAUUUUCUAACUUUUAUGGAAAUAUGUCUGAAAGAAUGCGCGGCCAUGUUGCGCUUUUUCAUUGAAAGACGUUGUCUGUUUAAAUAUUACUGAUUCAGCAUCAAUGUUUUUGUUUCUGCAUAAUGAGGAUAGGUGUAAUAUUUUUGUCACAAUUAAUUCCAUUUGGUAAUUGUAUUUAUAUGUGAAAGGGAAACUCCUGAGGUGGUCGUUCUUUUGUUUGUGAGAAUGGAUUGCCAGAGCUUGUUUCAGUGUAAUGGCCCAGAGGAGAAGCAGAAAAGUAACUCUCAUGGACUUGCACAGUAUUGAGUCUGGGCCCCCCACCACCACUUUGUACACUUUUCAAAUAUCGUAUUGUCCAUGUACAGAUUUGCCUUCUGUUGAAUAUUUUAGAAGUUUUAUUUGUUGUCGCAGAGAGCUCGCUCGCCAGUUAGAGUGUACGUAAAAUCCGUUAUGUUUACAUGCAGUUUGCAUUCAGAGAUUGUACUUUGUGCAUAUUGAUCGGGCGCGGGGACAUCGAAACGGACCUCGAGGCGGAGCGAUCGCCUCGAGGUGCUUCCUGUCGUCAUUUCGCAGAAAGCAAUGUCUGCCUCAGUGGAAUUGAACUUCUUUCCCCACUUUGUGGUUUGUCCCACGCCAACACGUGAAUUAAAGUUCUUGUGCGUGGAAUUGUUGAUUGACGUCCGCAGGCACAGGGUAUUUUGAGCAAGCAGCGUGCAGUUCCAGGUUUGUAGUUUCUCUGGCUUGGUGAGGACACUUUAAAGACGUGUUUUUGAAAUUUCUGUUGUAUAAUUUAUUGCUUUUAGCACAGGUGUUUCUUCCCAAAUUGCAUUGUUUUUAUAAUGUUAUAUGAAAUUAUCGAUCAGUUGUGGAAUUUUGAUCUUCCAGUUAUUAGCAGUGGAGUAGUAACCAGGUAAGAAGCAGGCCCAUUAGCAAUCAAUCACUCAUCAAAAACCAUUUUCACUCCUUUAUUGUAAAUGCUUCAUAAACUGGUAAUAAAUGAUUUUUCUGUA